GAGUCAGAGUAAUUUCCCAAAUAAAAAAUGUCUUCCAUAGUCGGUGGAGGAAAUAACAACACACAGAUCCAAUACUCUUGCUCCAUAUAUCAGCAGAAUUCCAUUUUCUCCCUCAAGAGGGACCAAAAUCACCAAACAUGGCGGACAUUAAACAUGGAGGACAGAGAAAAUGGCGAUACAAAACCAACGAUCACAAGCAAUCAAAAGCAGACAUAGCAGAAACCUUGAGAAAAUCAUGGUACAAAUUGCGUUUAUCAGUUCGACAUUCUGCUAGGGUUCCAACUUGGGACGCCAUUGUUUUAACUGCUGCAAGUCCUGAGCAAGCUAAGCUUUACGAAUGGCAACUUAAUCGCGCUAAACGUCUUGGUCGAAUUGCUGAUUCUACUGUCACUCUUGCUGUGCCUGAUCCUCUAGGUAACCGCAUCGGAUCUGGUGCCGCUACUCUUAAUGCUAUUUAUCAACUUGCUGAGCAUUACCGGAAGAUAAAUGCGGUGAUACGAGCCGACGAAAAUAUAGAUUCUCGUUCUGAUGAGAAGUUUGACGAUAGAGUUUCUGACCUACAAUACACUGAUUUUUUGGCAAGAAAGCAUAUACUGUUGCUGCAUGCCGGAGGUGACUCUAAAAGAGUUCCAUGGGCCAAUCCUAUGGGAAAGGUUUUCCUGCCGCUUCCAUAUUUGGCAGCAGAUGACCCUGAUGGGCCUGUUCCUUUACUUUUUGACCAUAUACUUGCAAUAUCAUCCUGUGCCAGGCAAGCUUUCAAAAGCAAAGGUGGUUUAUUCAUUAUGACGGGGGACGUCCUUCCUUGCUUUGAUGCUUCCAAUCUGAUUCUUCCCGAGGAUGCAUCAUGCAUCAUCACAGUUCCCAUAACUCUUGACAUUGCCGCUAACCAUGGGGUUGUUGUAGCUUCUAAAACUGCGUUUCCGGAGUCGUCUUCUUCUGUCAGUGUUGUUGAGAAUCUUCUGCAAAAACCCAGCAAGGAUGAUCUUGUCGAUAGUCAAGCUCUCCUGGAGGAUGGAAGAACAUUGCUCGACACUGGAAUCAUAGCAGUUAGAGGUAAAGCAUGGUUUGCUCUUGUUGAGCUUGCUUGCUCUUGCCAAUCUAUGAUUCUGCAGCUUCUGGAUAGUAAAAAAGAGAUGAGCUUGUAUGAAGAUCUAGUUGCGGCUUGGGUUCCCACCAAACAUGAUUGGUUAAAGAAGCGGCCAUUAGGGGAGGAACUUGUCAAUAAAUUGGGAAAACAACAAAUGUUUAGCUAUUGUGAUCACGAGUUGCUCUUUUUGCAUUUCGGAACAUCAAGUGAAGUAUUGGAUCAUCUUACUGGUGCUGACUCCGGACUUGUGGGGCGAAGGCAUUUAUGCUCUAUUCCAGCAACCACUGCGUCUGACAUUGCAGCAUCUGCAAUCGUACUAUCCAGUAAAAUUGCACCAGGAGUUUCAGUUGGAGAAGAUUCUCUGAUAUAUGAUUCUUCCAUUUCAAGUGGAAUACAAAUUGGUUCUUUGUCUAUUGUUGUUAGUGUCAAUGUUCCUGGGACUAUUGAUGGGAUAGUUAAAGAUCCAAUAAGAUUUAUGCUUCCAGACCGACACUGUAUCUGGGAGGUACCGUUAUCUGAUCGCAGUGAUCGGGUUAUUGUGUACUGUGGCCUUCAUGAUAAUCCGAAGACAUCAAUAUAUAAGGAUGGGACAUUUUGUGGAAGACCAUGGCAGAAGGUAUUGCAUGAUUUAUGCAUUCAAGAAAUUGAUCUCUGGAGUUCAGAAGUUGGUGAAAAAUGCUUAUGGAAUGCAAGAAUAUUCCCAAUCCUCCCAUACUUUGAAAUGCUUCAGUUAGCAUCAUGGUUAAUGGGUUUGAGCGGCCAGAAAAACCAAUCCAUGCUUUUCUUAUGGAAAAGGUCUCCUCGUGUUAGUUUGGAAGUGCUGCAUAGAUCCAUUGACUUUCAGAAAAUGUGUUCGGGUUCCAGUAGUCAUCAAGCUGAUCUAGCUGCGGGUAUUGCAAGAGCAUGUAUCGGCUUUGGAUUGCUUGGACGUAAUUUGUCUCAGUUGUCUGAAGAGAUACUGCAAAUGGAAUUAUCAGGAGCUGAAAUCUGCAAAGAUCUAAUGGCAAUGUGUCCCAGUUUGCAGGUGCAUAACACAACAUUAGUUCCUAAAAGUCGUGCAUAUCAGGUGAAAGUAGAUCUUCUCCGUGCUUGUAAAAAUGAAGCACUAGCAAAUGAGCUGGAAAAUAAAGUUUGGGCUGCAGUUGCUGAUGAAACUGCUUCAGCUGUAAGAUAUGGUUUUAAAGAGGAUCUUUUGGAUGCAUCCCUUGGGAUGUCAUCUUCACACCAGGGCAGCAUACAUGACAAUGUUGCAGAGCAGCAAAACGUGUUUAGAAGUGUGAAGGUUGAAUUACCAGUUCGUGUUGAUUUUGUUGGGGGUUGGAGUGAUACUCCACCAUGGAGCUUAGAGCGUGCUGGUUGUGUUCUUAACAUGGCUAUCUGUCUGGAAGGUCAUCUCCCAGUUGGCACAAUCAUAAAAAUGACAAGAAUGACUAGUGUGCUAAUUACCGAUGAUGCUUUGAAUGAGCUAAUUGUUCAGGAUCCUGCCUCCAUAAUCCCUCCAUUUGAUGUUAAUGAUCCAUUUAGGCUUGUCAAGUGCGCAUUGCUUGUUACUGGUGUCCUUCAUGACAAGAAGCUUCAAGGUAAGGGCUUGGAGGUUAGAACUUGGGCCAAUGUUCCACGUGGAAGUGGCCUAGGGACGUCAAGCAUACUUGCUGCUGCUGUGGUAAAGGGACUUCUACAAAUAAUUGACGGUGAUGAUGGGGAAGAAAAUGUUGCCAGACUUGUUUUGGUGCUGGAGCAACUUAUGGGCACAGGGGGAGGGUGGCAGGACCAGAUUGGAGGAUUGUAUCCUGGUAUUAAAUUUACAACUAGCUUCCCUGGAAUCCCGUUGCGGCUUCAGGUCAAUCCUCUCUCCGCAUCUCCAGAGUUGAUGCUGGAGUUACAUCAGAGACUGCUCGUGGUUUUCACUGGUCAAGUUCGACUUGCUCGCAGAGUUUUACAGAAUGUGGUGACACGCUACUUGAGACGGGAUAACCUGCUUAUAUCUAGUAUCAAGCGUCUUGCUGAACUUGCAAAAUUAGGGAGGGAAGCUCUCAUGAACGGGGACAUAGAUGAGUUGGGUAACAUCAUGAUGGAAGCUUGGAGGUUGCACCAAGAACUGGACCCAUUUUGCAGUAAUCAAUCUGUUGACCGACUUUUCGAAUUUUCCGAACCUUAUUGUUGUGGUUACAAGCUCGUGGGUGCUGGUGGCGGUGGCUUUGCAUUGUUGCUUGCCAAGGAUGCUGUUAGUGCUAACGAAUUGCGACAUCUGCUAUCUAAGGGCUCGGAGUUUGAUGUAAAAGUCUAUGAUUGGAGUAUCUUCGCCUAGUCCAAAUAUAGUACCACAAGUUUCAUUUGGUCAGAGCCAUACGUUUGUCUAUUCAGCUAGUGUUAUUAUUCUUUCUUUCUUCCAGAAGCGUGCAUUAAUUAGUUCAUUUGUAAUACGGAGCCAUACGUUUGAUCAAUUUUAUGUACACAAAAGGGAAUGUGCAUGUACUAAUGAGUGUUUGAGAGAACUAUGUAUACAAAGCAAAAAGGGAAAGUAUGGAAUAAUAAAACAAAGUUUGAUACAUGAUUCGUCAUAAUUUCCAAAACUUAUGUACCAUUUUACAAAACAUAUUUACUGUUUAUAUGUAGCAUAUAAAGUUAUUUGAUUAACAUGGUCAAGAGCCGGCCUGCUCUUUCACAUUUUUCUUGUUAUUAUAAGCUUGCUUACAUUUUUCAUUUGGGUACAUU
Molecule: messenger RNA, 3802 nt
Organism: Amaranthus tricolor (Joseph's coat)
Lineage: Eukaryota; Viridiplantae; Streptophyta; Magnoliopsida; Caryophyllales; Amaranthaceae
Product: bifunctional fucokinase/fucose pyrophosphorylase
Exons: 7
Coding region: 138-3395 (1085 amino acids)
Biological process (GO): GDP-L-fucose salvage
Molecular function (GO): ATP binding; fucokinase activity
Source: RefSeq, a predicted model, not a curated record